This is a messenger RNA of Echinops telfairi (small Madagascar hedgehog), 2882 nucleotides long. It is a transcript of the gene MYBL2, whose product is annotated as MYB proto-oncogene like 2. Gene Ontology annotation, biological process: regulation of DNA-templated transcription. The transcript has 14 exons. Gene Ontology annotation, molecular function: DNA-binding transcription factor activity, RNA polymerase II-specific; RNA polymerase II cis-regulatory region sequence-specific DNA binding. Gene Ontology annotation, cellular component: nucleus. Lineage: Eukaryota; Metazoa; Chordata; Mammalia; Afrosoricida; Tenrecidae. The coding region runs from base 1 to 2460 and encodes 819 amino acids. The record is from RefSeq and is a predicted model, not a curated record.
AUGUCGGAAACUAGCGGGGUGUCUUCCCCCGCGGUCUCCCUCUCCGCCUCAGCCCCGCAGCUCCGAGCGCGCGAGGCGGCCCCGCCGAGCCGGAGCGCCCCAGUCCCGCCGCGGGGACCUGUAGGGCCCGGGGCGCAGGCGCCGCCUUAUGACGUCAGGACGCGCGCGCUCUUCAGCUGGCGUGACUCCCGUCGUGCCUUGCGCGCGCGGAGCUGGAGCGCGGGCUUUUCGACUGGGCGCAGGCGCGCGGGCGCUGGGGGCCGAGAAGGCCCAGCGGGAGACCCAGAGCAGGACCUGCAGCCCGGGGCGUCUGGACCCCGUUCGCACGCGAGGCGCCGCCGAACGGAUCCUGCGCGUACCACCCGGAGGGCGACGACAGACUUCCUGCUGCUUGCCUGCGUGUUAGAGGAGCUGGAGGAGCCACACUGCCAGGACACAGACUCAGAUGUGCCCGAGCCGAGGGACAGCAAGUGCAAGGUCAAGUGGACCCAUGAGGAGGAUGAGCAGCUCAGGGCCCUGGUGAGGCAGUUCGGACAGCAGGACUGGAAGUUCCUGGCCAGCCACUUUCCUAACCGAACUGACCAGCAAUGCCAGUACCGGUGGCUGAGGGUUUUGAACCCAGACCUGGUGAAGGGGCCGUGGACCAAAGAGGAAGACCAGAAGGUCAUCGAGCUGGUCAAGAAGUACGGCACCAAGCAGUGGACGCUGAUCGCCAAGCACCUGAAGGGCCGGCUGGGCAAGCAGUGCCGCGAGCGCUGGCACAACCACCUCAACCCCGAGGUGAAGAAGUCCUGCUGGACCGAGGAGGAGGACCGCAUCAUCUGUGAGGCCCACAAGGUGCUGGGCAACCGCUGGGCCGAGAUUGCCAAGAUGCUGCCGGGCAGGACUGACAAUGCUGUGAAGAACCACUGGAACUCUACCAUCAAAAGGAAGGUGGAGACGGGGGGCUUCCUGAAUGAUUCCAAAGACUGCAAGCCCCCUGUGUACCUGCUGCUGGAGCUGGAGGACAAGGACGGCCAGCCCAGUGUCGUCUCCACCGACGGCCAGGGCAGUCUUGUGAGCAGCUGGCUCCCAGCACCCCCUGGCGUCAAGGAAGAGGACAGCAGUGAGGAGGAGGCCCUGGCACCGGCCACAUCCCAGGACCUGGACUCCAUCCCUGAGGAGCUGGACAGAGUGCAGACGCCGGAGCCCAGGGAGGAGAGCUUUCCACCUGGAAUAAGCUUGCCCUUCAAGUGGGUGGUGGAGGCCACCAAUCUGCUCAGCCCGGUCGUGGGCUCGUCCAGCCUCUCCGAAGCCCUGGACUUAAUCGAGUCGGACCCCGAUGCGUGGUGUGACCUGAGUAAAUUUGACCUUCCCGAGGAGCCAUCCUUGGAAGGCAGCCUUAGCAUCAGCCCGGAGCAGCCGGAACCCCAGCAGCAGACCCCGGGGCCCGGCCAGCGGGGCGUCCCGGUGUCCAGCGUGACCGAAUACCGCCUGGACGGCCACACCAUCUCCGACCUGAGCCGGAGCAGCCGGGGAGAGCUGAUCCCCAUCUCCCCCAGCACCGAGGUCGGGGGCUCUGGCAUCUGCACGCCACCCUCGGUGCUCAAGCGGCAGAAGAAGAGGCGUGUCGCCCUGUCCCCCGUCACCGAGAGCAGUGCCAGCCUGUCCUUUCUGGACUCGUGCAACAGCCUCACCCCCAAGAGCACGCCUGUCAAGACCCUGCCCUUCUCCCCCUCCCAGUUUCUGAACUUCUGGACCAAACAGGACACGCUGGAGCUGGAGAGCCCCUCCCUGACGUCUACCCCUGUGUGCAGCCAGAAGGUGGUGGUCACCACACCCCUACACCGGGACAAGACGCCCCUGCACCAGAAGCACGCUGCGUUUGUAACCCCAGAUCAGAAAUACGCCACGGACAACACUCCGCACACGCCGACCCCGUUCAAGAACGCGCUGGAGAAAUACGGACCACUGAAGCCCCUGCCGCAGACCCCGCACCUGGAGGAGGACCUGAAGGAGGUGCUGCGCUCGGAGGCCGGCAUCGAGCUCAUCCGCGAGGAUGACGGGCGGCCCGAGAAGCAGAAGAGGAAGCCUCUGCUGCGGCGGAGCCCCAUCAAGAAAGUCCGGAAAUCUCUGGCUCUCGACAUCGUGGAUGAGGACCUGAAGUUGAUGAUGUCCACACUGCCCAAGACAAUGGCCUUGCCGGCCCGUGUGGCUCAUAGCCCGCCCAGCCUCGCCCUGCCCACUGGAAAGGAGGACAACAGCUUGCUGAAUCAGGGCUUCCUGCAGGCCAAGCCGGAGAAGGCGGGGGUAGCCCAGAAGCCAAGGAGCCACUUCCCAACACCAGCCCCUAUGACCAGGGCCUGGAAGGUGGUGGCCUGCGGGGGCACCAGGGACCAGCUCUUCAUGCAGGAGAAAGCCCGGCAGCUCCUGGGCCGCCUGAAGCCCAGCCACACGUCACGGACGCUCAUCCUGUCCUGAGGGCCCGGACGGUCACAGGCCUUGCUCAUGUUUACAGAGGGGAGGGCACUGGGAUUUCAAGAACACACUCAGGUGACUUGGGCCGGCCAGGCCAGGCACCACCUCAUUCAUCUACCUGCAAGGAGGAGCCUUCAGCUGCCAGCCCUUGCCCAGAGGGCUUGGGUCGAGUGAAGAUGGGCCACCACGUGUGUGUGGCUGUGGACAGCCCCUGGUGCUAAUGAAGUAAAACCCACUUCCUGGGCCUACCCACCUACACCCCGUGCUCCCCCCAGCACCUCAAGGCGCCCCAUCGGUUUCUCCAGGCGGCCCUGGUCAGGCUUGACGUCUGCUCCAGCCCCUCAGGUGGGCCUGGCCGGGGUGUGCCUUCCCUCGGCCCCUGUUGGAACAUUUUUUUUACAAGAAUAAAACUGCCCUGCCCUGUG